UGGUGUGUGUGAAUGGGGGGCUGUGGGUCUGUGAGCGGUGACUGAGCGCGCGGUGUGGUUACUGAGCGCGCGGUGUGUGGUGACUGAGCGCGUGGUUGAUCUGGUGAGGAUGAGGGCGGCGGUGGUCGCCUCGCUCCUGCUGUCCGCGGCCGCGUCCUACUACAUCUACCAGCCGCUGCCCGGUGCCGUGGCCGAGCCCUGGAAGCUGAUGCUGCUGGACGCCGUGUUCCGGGCGAUGUUCCGGGUGAGCCACUUUGCUCAGGAUCUCGGCCUGGGUCACCAUCUCCAUGUCCUUAACUAUAUGGUGACGCUCAUCGAGGUUCGGGGGCCGCAGUCCAGCGAGACAGUUCGGGUCACUGACACUUCCUUCGAUGGAGUUCAGGCCCGCGUGUUUGAGUCCGUCACACCCGGUUCCAGACGCCUGAAACGAGGAGUCAUCUACUUCCAUGGAGGAGGGUGGGCCCUUGGCACUGGAAGAAUGCGAUCCUAUGACCUCCUGUGCAGGACGAUGGCUGAAGAGCUGGAUGCAGUAAUUAUAUCAGUAGAUUACAGGCUUGCCCCUGAAGUUCAUUUCCCGGAGCCGUAUAAUGAUGCUCUGAGGGCCUGCAGGCACAUCCUGAGAGCGGAGGUGCUGGCACUGUACUCCAUGGACCCUGAGCGAGUGGCCGUGUCAGGUGACAGCGCCGGAGGGAACCUGGCUGCUGCUGUGGCUCAACAGUUGGCCCUAGACAAGAGCGUGUCAGUUGGGUUCAAGGUACAGGCUCUUGUCUACCCCGUGCUCCAGGCCCUGGACUUCAACACACCCUCUUACCAGCAGAAUGGCAACGUGCCCAUCCUCUACCGCACCAACAUGGCCCGCUUCUGGUUGGAAUACCUGAGUGGAGAUAUGGACCUGGUUCCUUUACUGCUGGCUAAUAACCACACAGCUGUAGACCAAAGCCAGGAAGCGAUGUCUGCAGCGAAGGCAAAGACGAACUGGACAGCUCUUCUAGCUCCGGCCUUCCAGAAGCACUACAAGCCAGUGGUUCCUGGUCUUGGCUCCCCUGGGCUUCUAGAGCAGUUGCCAGCCCUGCUGGAUGUCCGAGCAGCACCUUUGCUGGCUGAGAAGGAGGUGCUAAAACUGGUCCCACCUGCCUAUAUUAUGACUUGUGAGCAUGAUGUGCUGCGGGACGAUGGUCUUAUGUACGCCCAGCGCUUGGAGGAGGCUGGUGUGACUGUUACCAGUGACCAUUACGCAGAGGGUUUUCAUGGUUGCAUGGUCUUUGGCUUCUGGCCUGCACGCUUCUCAGUGGGGACGCGGAGUAUGACAAACUAUAUCCGCUGGUUAGAGCAGAACCUGUAGUAUUCUAUUGAACGUCAAGAAGAACCACUGUAGAACCUACAGUAUGUGCUCCCCUGGAACCUGUGGACGUCUGUUGAAGCUCUAAUCUUCCGCAUUAUCUUUCACAAUAAGUCUUUCACAGAAACUUUUCCUGUAGAAUUUCUGAAAAACAUCUGAAGAACCUGCAGGCUUCUGUAGAAUAUAAAGGCUCUUGGAGAACCUUCCUGCUCUUAUGGAACCUCUGCUAAGUUCCUAUGGAACCUGUAGGCACUUCUACAACCCAUGGGCUCAAAGAUACACUCCAAGAUUAAAUACUGCACACUGCUUAUAUUCAGAUAUGCACCGGCAGGACUGGUGCUACAAAGAACUGUACUACAGAGCAUGUUCAGCAGACUGCAUUGCUACAGGUCCACAGUGCUACGAGCUUUAGUGUUUAAAUCAUCCUGUCAGGGUCGUAAUGAUUUAAUCAGGUGUCUGAGGGCAGGAAAUCUCCUGCAGCUCUGAGGAAUUGCAGGUUGAUUCCACCGUUUACAGAAGGCUUUAAAAAAUUAAACACAUAGUUAUAUGAUAUAGGUUAAUAUAAUUGUAUAUUAUGCUUACAUUCCUUUGUUUUAUAUCCUAAUUAUAUUCCAAAGAUAUUUAUGACUCCAAAAAUAUGAAGAUACUGUAUAUCCAUGCACUGACCUGUAAAAGGAACCACAUAGACCAAACAUUGAAACAUUGUAGGUAUAGAGAACGAUAUACUUUACUUGAAAGAAGAAAACAAUGCAUAUGAACAUGUAAGUGGUUUAAACUGUGUAUUUGGUAUGAUUAUUAUUGCUUUAUUAUAAUACAGUUGUAAAGAAAAUGUAUCCAACAAGGUCCCUCAUCAAAGUGAUGGAAAAUUAGAUUUUUAUUUUAAUUUUACCUGAUUUUUUUACAAAUCUUUUUUUUUUUUUUUUGUGAAAAAGCAUAGGCCUACCUAGUGUUAUACUGAUGAUUUAAAAUGUGUUGAAGUAUGAUAGGACAUAGGACUCAUAGAGAAUUUUUUUCCUGCAACCAAAUACAAUUAAUAUUAAAAAACAUUGACUUCACACUUGUGAAUGGAGCUUCCACAUUUUUAAACAGUACAAUGUAAAUGUAAAUAUGCAGAAAUGUCCUAAAUAUAUAUACAAAGCUUUGCAUAAUUGAUGGGUGCAUCCAGUUAACCUGAACGUCAUAGUUCAGAUUGUAAUAGAAAUCUAAUCUCUCUCUGCCACAUCUGCAGCAUACAGUCAGUCAUCCUACCCUGAACAAUCCUUUCUCUGUUCCUAAAAAUAACAGAAAACGCAUUGCCUUGCAUCAUGCCCACCCACCCGCUCAAAUACCAGUUUUAACAAGCCCUCGUCCACUUGGCCUCACCAUGACCCAUUAGAGGAACCCCCUAUACCAUAUUAAGAACUGUUCCGUUGAUUUACUGUAAUAGCUCAGAUAAAGUUUUCUAAAUGGGCUGUCAGAAAGGUGAUGGAUUGAGUUAGGUGUUGACCUUAGCAAGAGAGUUUGCUCAUAAACAAUUAAUGUGAUCCAACACAUUUCUCUUUUCAAACACAACCAAAGUGCCAAACAAAGCUGUUAGAAAAAAUGCUGUUUUUAUUUUUAUUUCAGCUAAAUACUUUAAAAUAGCUAUUUUUUUCAAAGCCAUAAAAAACCAAACCUUCCAGCAGUAAAUAGUCUCUCAUCUUAAAAAGACAAAAACUGAAACACUGCAAAGUCUUUAUAGCUAGCUGAUUAACAGACUAAGGACCCAAUUUUAGUGAUCUAUAGGCGAGCCGUUAAUCACGCAGCAGGAUUUAGGGUGUGUCAGUGUGUCUUUGGUAUCAUGAAGACGAAAAAGCACACCUUGUGCAGCUUAAAAUGCUCAAAAGGUGUGAACUAAUUCUCUUAAUUAAUCAUGGUUGUGUUUUGGGUGAAAUAAAUCAGUCAGCUUUCACUUGCCAUUCCCUUUAAGAGCCAGGUGCACUCUUUGGUGCGUUGGUAUCUUAACAGGGCAGCACUUUGUGCUUCUCAGCAGAGGAAACUGACCUGUUUGUUCACACUGUGAAGGUGCUUCAGCAGGUAAUUUACAGGAACAGCAAUUUAAUUUUAUUUUGUAUUCUGUAUAUUGUUGAUGUAAAAGUUGGAUUUACAUGCUGCAGCACGUCCAUGUGUGUGUAAGGAGUAAUGGUGUACGGAUGCUGCACCUGCAUAGUGAAGAUAGGUAGAUAUGGAUAGGUGACUUUUGACUGUUGUCAGCAUUUAUAUCAGUCAAUGGCACACCUGUUGAUUUUUGCUGCCAAGAUAGAAACACUCCAGAAAUAUACAUGAACACACCUUAAUACCAGACCACCACGCCCAUCAAUGUAGAUAUACAGUACAGGCCAAAAGUUUGGACACACCUUCUCAUUUAAUGCGUUCUCUUUAUGUUCAUGACUAUUUACAUUGUAGAUUCUCACUGAAGGCAUCAAAACACAUGUCGAGUUUUGUACUCCUGGCCUCCACAGUCACCGGACCUGAACCCAAUCCAGAUGAGCUGGACCACAGAGUGAAGGCAAAUGAAGUGCUAAAAACCUCUGGGAACUCCUUCAAGACUGUUGGAAAAGCAUUUCAGGUGACCACCUCUUGAAGCUCAUUGAGAGAAUGAUGCCAAGAGUGUGCAAAGCAGUAAUCAGAGCAAAGGGUGGCUAUUUUGAAGAAACUAGAAUAUACAUUUUUUUUUUAGUUCUUUCACCUUUUUUUUUUUAAGUACAUAACUCCACAUGUGUUCAUUUAUAGUUUUGAUGCCUUCAGUGAGAAUCUACAAUGUAAAUAGUCAUAAAAAUAAAGAAAACGCAUUAAAAAGGAAAGGUGUGUCCAAAAUGUUUGCCUGUAUUUUAUUUAUAAAAUCUGAUGGUAUUUUAACAGUGCUGGCACAAGGCGUUAAAAUAGACCAUUGUUGGGGUGUAAGAUAGCAAAGAGCAGGCCCCUGUAUAAGGCCCCUGUAUAACCACUUUGUUGUAGUUACACAUGAGAGUAAGUUGGUGAGGGAAUGUUGAAGGCAGCAUUAAAACUGCAUCAAUAGCAGCUUUUCUGUAGUCUGACUAUGUAUAACAAAAUCAAGUAUAAAAGUUGGACUAAAGCUUAUAGACUGAAAAAUACACAUGUGGCAGAGUGAGAAUGUAAAAAUGUGAAAAUUGUGUCUAUUUUCAUUUAACGUCCUCAGUGGAUUUUAAAAUAUAUGGGCGGGUUAUUGUUGUUUCUUCUGUGUAUUCUGUUAUGUUACUGUGUAUUUUAUGAAGUAAAUCUUUAUUUCAUUACACAUCCUUUUCUCGUUCUUGAACAGUGAACAGGGAAGGCAGGCUUUAAGUUUAAGAGUCCGCAGUCUGAAGGCCUUCGAUGGGGAGCGUUUCGUAAGCAUCGCUGUUGGCAGCAAGAAAAGAUGACAAAAGGGAAUUUCCUAAAUAGAGAGCAGUAUGGAGGUUCAGAGGAAACAUGAGAGGGGGAGUAGCUGUGGGAAGGCGGCCUGGCCCUGCGGCGCAUGGGAAAGGCCGGGGGCUAUGGACUCAGCGCUGUGGAAUGCUUGCUCAAUCUCCCUUCACCUUCACCUGUGGGACUGGAGGUCUCAACACAACCUUCAACCUCCACUAGUGUAGCUUUAUCAGAGCAGGAAUCAGCAGCAGAAACAGUGAAACAGAAAGAAAAUACGAUGUUUAUUACUCUAAAAGUGCUUAGCACAGUCUGACGAAGCGCAGAGUCGAGAAUAAAAGCCAACAUUAUUUACAAAGUCAAAUGUGGCUUUUGGUCUUUUUGAUUUUAACAUCUGCAGCUUUUCUGUAGGCGAACUGCAUAAUGCUGACUAGAGCUGGGUAAUACGGCAAGAAUAGAAUAUUAUGAAACUUAUGACGAUGAUGUACUAUAUAUAUAUUGCAGGCGAAGGAAAAAAACAAGUAGUGCCUCUGUGGUGUGAUGCAGUAAAAACAGGUAAACAGAACAAAUUAAAGAGAAUCCAAUGCAAUUUAAUACUUUUCAAAGAUUUUUACAGUGUAUGAUUUUAACCUAUAUUAUACAGAAUGAGGAGAUAGUGGACAUAACUGAACACAUUUUGUUUUUAUUUAAUAUUUUAAAUACAUUUAAAAGUAUUUUAAGCAAAUAAGUAUGUAUUUAGAAGUGUUUGUAACUAUAUUGCUCUUUAAUACAAGUAGCCAGCAUAUCUCUGCUACAAAACAAAAGUUUAUAUAGACCUAUAUUAUUAUAUAGACAAUAAACUUCCAGCUAACAGUUACAAACGUUACAACUUACCCCUUACUGGGUUAAUUAUUGGUACCUUUUAACAGUGAAAAUAGUAUGUCUGGGAAACGUACUACAGCUGUUCUAUGUUGAUCACACCAGACAAGCUUUCCAACUGAAAUGCAUAAAAAGGAUGGUAUUAUAAUUAGCAAAGAAACACAACAUUUAAUUCUUAAUUCAAUGAGUAACAGAAAAUAUUAUUUUAAUAAAUAUUUCCAUUAUAGCUACAAUAAACUGACAGUUUCGAAAUGAUUUGUGGGAACUAUAUUCAUCAGUUCAUUGUUUACUUUAGGAACACUUGUAAUGCAGUUAUAAUACUGUUUAAACUAAUCCUCCUGUGUGGAGGCAGGUAAAGUUGUCUAACUUCCUCAAAUCGGCAUGACAUAUAGGUAUGAUUCAGUAAAUAAAGUAGGUACAAACAGGGGUAUAUAAAUAUAGGUCGCUUAUCUUAUCACAUGUGUGCCUACUGAGCUAACAAAAAAAAAAACCUGUGUAUCCAAUGAGGACGAAGCCCUAUGCAAAGGAGCACACACCACAGUUUUUCUGGUGAAGAAUUUUAGUUUUAGUUGCGUUUUAAAAUAUUCAACCAAAUUUCAUUAAAAUGGCCACUAAGAGGUCUGGGGAAAACAUCUGUUAUGCACAAUGUGUUGAAGAAAGCUUACUGUGACAUAAUAAUGAUAAAAUGCAGUUGUAUUACCCACCCCUAAUUCUGAGCAAAAAUGCUUCUUUUUUUCUUUUUUCCUUUUGAUAUUGUAUGUGUUGUGUUUCUUCUUUUUAAGGGCUUAUUCUGUCUUUUGACUCUUGGCUAUAUAUGAUCUUGUUUUGCUUGGCACAGAUUUGCUGUAACCUCUGAUUGCAAUUGGAACUCUUCAGUUCCUUGCCUGUUAAAUGUAACUCUGUUUCUUUGUACAACCAAACAGAAGAUGUCAGUAUUGUGUUCGUCUCCAAUGUGUAUCUGUUGUCCAGAACGCCCACAUAAAACAGAUUUGAUAAAAAUCAAAUGUU
Molecule: messenger RNA, 6586 nt
Organism: Astyanax mexicanus (Mexican tetra)
Lineage: Eukaryota; Metazoa; Chordata; Actinopteri; Characiformes; Acestrorhamphidae
Product: neutral cholesterol ester hydrolase 1
Exons: 5
Coding region: 110-1342 (410 amino acids)
Cellular component (GO): membrane
Molecular function (GO): carboxylic ester hydrolase activity
Source: RefSeq, a predicted model, not a curated record